Messenger RNA from Haemonchus placei, 2001 nucleotides. The record is from the annotation of a GenBank genome assembly. NCBI's taxonomy places the organism in Eukaryota, Metazoa, Nematoda, Chromadorea, Rhabditida, Trichostrongylidae.
AUGUUUACUCCACUGCUAGUUCGACGAGUUGUUUGUGCUCGUUGCUAUUCGCUACCGUCCAGUUCAAAAAGGCACGUUUUCUUGAGAAACGUCACGACUGUGGAGACGAAACGCGCAUCGGUCAAGUUAAAAAAUGCUACAUUCAAAGACCUGAAGGAAAUAUUCGCCUUAGCUGGGCCCUAUAAAUGGAGAAUUCUCUUGGGCCUGUCAUUUCUCGGCAUAAGCAGUUCAAUAUUCCUGUUAACGCCUAGAGUGUUAGGAAAACUAAUAGAUGAAUUUGAUGAAGCGAAGAGAUCCAGGCCAGGACACGAGGAUCUGUCUCUACGGAUAGCCAAGUUUCUCAAGGAUAAUCCUAUUGCGUUGGUUGGACUCCUGUUUCUUGGUGGCGCCGCUAUAGCCGCAAGGGUGUACUGCAUGCACACCGCCGGCAUGUUAACUUUUUGUAGUCAGCUCAUCAUCAAUGAUCUUCGUAAGAAUGUUUUCAACUCUGUUUUGCGGCAAGAUAUUGCAUUUUUUGAUAAAAACAAAGUGGGCGAAAUCGUGUCUCGUCUAUCAACCGACGCGCUUAUUGUCGGAUACUCUGUUUCAAUGAAUUUGAGUGAUGGUGCAAGAGCUCUUCUAACUUGUUUGGGUUCAGGCGGUCUUAUGAUUUAUACAUCUCCCGCUCUUUGCCAAGUGAUGUUUGUUGUGAUUCCGAUAAUGGUCGGAACCUUUGCAGUUUUUGGUAAAUUGCAACGCAAGUACACCCUACAAAUGCAGGAGGCGGUUGCUGAGGCUAAUCAGGUUGCGACAGAACGAUUGACGAAUAUCCGCACAGUUAGGAUGUUGGUUGCUGAAAAGAAGGAAUUGGCGGCGUACGGCAGUAAAAUCUAUGACAUUUGGAUGAUAUCAAGGAAAGAAGGUUUGGCUCGUGGUGCCAUGUACGGAUCGUUUCAAUUCACCGGAUAUGUUGCACUCUCAACGGUUUUAUUCUAUGGAAGUAACCUUAUUAGUAAAGGGCUACUGACUUACGGUGAUUUGUCAUCGUUCUGCCUCUACGCUGUUCUUUGUGCAGCAAGUUUGUCAAACAUAUCUGGUUUCUUCAUUGAAAUCAUGAAGGGUUUGGGCGCUAGUUCUAGGCUAUUUGAGCUGCGUAAUACGGAACCACGUAUUCCUUUGGAAGGAGGCAAAAAGAAGGGAAAUGUAGAAAAUGCUAUUAGGCAAGUGACAGUAUUCUUUUUUAUUCUGAAUGUCAAUAGAGUUUUAUAUAGAUUUGAACGGGUGGCGUUCGGGUAUCCAGGACGAGAUCCUCUCUUUCACAAUAUUUCUUUCACUGUUCCGGCUGGUCACAUCACAGCAGUCGUCGGGCCGUCCGGUAGCGGGAAGUCGACUAUUGCAAAUCUUUUGCUCAGGCUGUACGAUCCGGACCGUGGUCGCAUCAUGAUUGAUGAUGUUGAUUUGAAGGAAACUGAUCCCUCCUACUGGCGACGACAAAUUGGAACUGUAGGACAGGAACCAAUAUUGUUUUCAACGACCAUUCGAGAAAAUAUACUUUAUGGUGCACAAAAUCCUGAGGAGAUCACAGACGCUCAGAUAGAGGAGGCUGCAGAGCAAUCGAAUGCCCUGCACUUUAUCCAAGCGUUUCCGGAAAAAUUCGAGACUUUGGUUGGUGAACAAGGGUCAAUGUUAAGUGGUGGCCAGAAGCAACGAAUUGCAAUUGCCAGAGCGCUGAUCACUAACCCACGUAUCCUAAUCCUCGAUGAAGCAACGAGCGCUUUAGACGCCUCUUCAGAGUAUUUGGUCAGAAAAGCUCUCAAUCGGUUGCUGGAAAACAGCCAACAAACCGUGCUUAUCAUUGCUCACAGGUUGUCUACAAUUAAACAUGCUGACCAAAUCGUGGUUUUGGACAGAGGAAGUGUAGCAGAGCAGGGCAGUUUUGAUUAUCUUAUGGAGAUAGAAGACGGAAUAUUCAAGAAACUGGUUGAGAAACAAGCUAUCGGUUGGAAAGAUGAGAGCUACUGA